This is a messenger RNA of Agelaius phoeniceus (red-winged blackbird), 1173 nucleotides long. Its product is annotated as heparan sulfate glucosamine 3-O-sulfotransferase 3A1-like. The record is from RefSeq and is a predicted model, not a curated record. Gene Ontology annotation, molecular function: [heparan sulfate]-glucosamine 3-sulfotransferase activity. NCBI's taxonomy places the organism in Eukaryota, Metazoa, Chordata, Aves, Passeriformes, Icteridae.
AUGGCCGUGAGCGCGGCGGCCGCCGCCGAGCCGCUGCCCCGCAGCAUCUUCAAGAAGUUCCUGGUGAUGCUCUGCUCGCUCCUCAUGUCCCUCUACGUCUUCUACUGCCUGGCCGACCGCUGCCAGACGCUGCCCGGACCCAUCAUCGCCGCCGGCGCCGCAUCGGAGGAGGACGAGGGCGGCGGCGGGGAGUUCCUGGGCGGCUCGGCCGAGCUGCCCCCCUGGCAGGCGGCGGCGGCGCGGCGCAAGCGGCUCCUGCAGCGGCUGAAGCAGCGGCGGCGGCGGCAGGAGGCGGCACCGGGCGCGGAGGAGCCGGCGGGGGGCGGCGGGAGCCGGGCCGGGGGCUCGGGCGGCGGGGCGGGCACGGCCGGCACCCUGGCCCUGCUGCUGGGCGAGGGCAGCAAGCGGCUGCCGCAGGCCAUCAUCAUCGGAGUGAAGAAGGGAGGGACGCGGGCGCUGCUGGAGUUCCUGCGGGUGCACCCCGACGUGCGCGCCGUGGGCGCCGAGCCGCACUUCUUCGACCGCAACUACGAGCGGGGACUCGCCUGGUACAGGGAGCUGAUGCCCAGGACACUGGAGGGGCAGAUCACCAUGGAGAAGACCCCCAGCUACUUUGUCACCAAGGAGGCCCCAGCCCGCAUCUCCUCCAUGAGCAAGGGCACCAAGCUGAUCGUGGUGGUGCGGACCCCCGUGACCAGAGCCAUCUCGGACUACACCCAGACCCUCUCCAAGAAGCCUGACAUCCCCACCUUUGAGAGCCUGACCUUCAAAAACAGGACUACAGGCCUCAUAGACACCUCGUGGAGCGCCAUCCAGAUUGGCAUCUACGCCAAGCACCUGGAGAACUGGCUGCUGCACUUCCCCAUCGGGCAGAUCCUCUUUGUCAGCGGGGAGAGGCUGAUCAGGGACCCCGCAGGGGAGCUGGGCAGGGUCCAGGACUUUCUGGGCCUCAAGAGGAUCAUCACGGACAAACACUUCUACUUCAACAAAACCAAGGGCUUCCCGUGCCUGAAGAAGGCGGAGGGCAGCAGCAAACCCCACUGCCUGGGCAAGACAAAAGGCAGGACCCACCCUGACAUCGACCAGGAGGUGGUGCAGAGGCUGAGGGACUUCUACAGGCCCUUCAACAUGAAGUUCUACCAGAUGACAGGGCAGGACUUCGGCUGGGACUGA